Molecule: messenger RNA, 2654 nt
Organism: Exophiala xenobiotica
Lineage: Eukaryota; Fungi; Ascomycota; Eurotiomycetes; Chaetothyriales; Herpotrichiellaceae
Exons: 1
Coding region: 59-2446 (795 amino acids)
Cellular component (GO): nucleus
Source: RefSeq, a predicted model, not a curated record
AGACAAUCGCAUUCCAAUACAUGAACGACGAACCAACUCCGACAGAAGGCACUCAAGGAUGUCACCCUAUUCUUCUGAAGACGAUCUUCCCAGUCUCGGGUCUAUUAUCGCACCCAGACCCUUAAUGGCCACAAGCACGAAUGGCUCGGUUCGAAGAUCACCACGAAAGAAGACUGCGCCUGCAAAGGUUGGGCCAUGCUCACCGCAGAAGAAACAAAGAGGAGUUCCCAGUCCCGUAAAGCCCAUACCGGCCAGACCAUCAGUCAAAAGUCAAUCACCAAGGAAUGGAAUUAGACCCUCCAAAGCUCAUUCCAUUACAAAUGCCAUCCCUUCCCUACCUCGAGGCUCGUCCACGACCGAGACACUCACCACGUCAAGCAACCGCCGAUCCACUGCCAGCCCUCAGCGUAGCCUCAAGUUGACGCAUGUUGAAAAUUCAUUACUUUUGCCGUUAAAGGUCAUGGCAAUGGAGGAACAUGAUCCCAAGACGACGGUCUCAAGACUAGGGGCCAAUAUGGGCAUUUCUCAUAAUCAGCACAAGGGCUCAAAAUCAAUUAUGUCUCUCAUGACAGAGGCAGCCAGGCAGGCGAAUUAUCAGUAUCCUCAAAAGAAGAAACAAGAGUCCAAUUAUGCCAGCAGAUUCGUGUUGGGCGAAGCACGAUGCAAUGACGACGAUGAGAGCUCCAUGGAUGAGGAAAACGAAGAUGAAGACACUGAUCUGAGCGGAUUUAUUGUCGAUGAUGAUGCAGAACUGAGUUAUCAUGACAGUUCAGCCUCAGAGUCAGACGUGGAUGACCGGAGGAUACCAGCAAGACGCAUGCCUCAAACAGCACCUCGCAGAAGGCUUCAACAAGGCUCACGAAAGCAAAAGCGCGUCGACUCCGGGGACGAGGAAAACAAACCGGCACGUGGGCUUAUUGAUUCUCUACAGAGUAUGCGGCUGGACGAAGGCGCAGAUGAAGCGAAAGAUGGCGAAAUCGAAGUGAUCGACUUGACUGCCUCACCUGUCGCUUUACCCAGACCUGACCUAAACAUGGGGCACACUGUUAAUUCAGGUCGAAUUCCACACGUCAAGACAUCCUCGGACCUCGUCAAACCACUCGAUGCCUUCGAAGCCCCGGUUAAACUGGCUCUUCCGACGACCAAACCUGGCCUCAUCGUCCCUUCAAAAAGCAUGGUGCCUGCUUCAGAAUCCAGCAUGCCAGGCAAUGAUGAAGGUCAGUACACGUCCACUGGGGCGGCUGAAGAUGGGUUCAAAACGCCGCCUGCAACUCCUCCACCUCAAUCACCAUCUAAACUGAAGUCCCCGUCAAAGCUACUGUCGCCAUCAAAGCCACAUUACGUUCCCCGCUCACCUCACCGGCAAAGCAUGGACGCGUUCUGGGAUCAUAACGUGAUCAAUGAGUGGAACGACGAAUACUCACCCAAAAAAGCACCGGCGACGUCUCCGAGAAAGAAAGGUCUCGCUAGGUUCCAAAUCUGGUCGGACUCCGAACAAGAUGAAGAUCAGGACAUGGAAAGCUCAGACUCACUUCCCAGUCCCUCCAUUUCUCCUCGCAAGUCACGAGCGCAAAGCCAAUCUCCAAUGAAGAGUCCGGAGAAGGAAGAAAAGAGGCGUCUGGCCGAGGAAAAGCGUCUCGCUCUAGCACGGAAGAAGGACUUUGACAGUCGCAAAAAGCAAUUUGCCAUCGACUUAAUGCGAGAGCUCGAUGUCAAUGUGGCUGACUCACAACUUGAAAGACUGGCGUGCAGUACGGGAGGUGUGCGAAUCAUAUGGUCGAAAACUCUUCGAUCAACAGCCGGUCGAGCAAAUUGGAAGAGAACAGUGACGAAAUUGUCCGGGUCACCCGUCAAGGGAGGAGAAGUGAGCGGUCCAGGAGUCAAGGUUGAACACUCUGCCAGCAUCGAACUUGCCGAGAAGAUCGUGGACUGUGAGGAUCGGCUCGUCAACACAGUUGCCCAUGAGUUCUGUCACUUGACGAAUUUCAUGAUCAGCAACGUGCGGGACCAACCUCAUGGUGCAUCGUUCAAACAGUGGGCGGGGAGAGUGACUUCUCACCUGCGCAAGAGCAACGUCGACAUGUGGCGCCGAGUCGAGGUCACGACGAAGCACAGCUACGUGAUCAAUCACAAAUACUUGUGGGUCUGUGUUGGCCGGGAAAAGACAUCAGCUAUGGCUUUCCUGAACAUCGAAGAAGACGAAGGCUGCGGUGCAGAGUACGGACGGCAUAGCAAAAGUAUUGACCCGGAGAAACAUCGCUGUGGGAAAUGCAAAGGGCGACUGGUCCAGGUCAGGCCAAAGCCUCGAAGCAGUCCAAAGAAACCCUCGCGGAGCCCCGUGAAGAGAGAAGACAGUGCUGAGAGUGUUGGCUCGAGUUCGAGUGCUGGGAGUGACAGUACUAGCACGUUGGGAAAAUUGAUUGAGGUUGUUGAGUUAAGCGAUUGAAGGUGAUUCACAGCCACCGUGUACAACAUAUGAAAACGGAGAGAGAGCAACUUGCAUGUAAUCGAGAAUUGGGAACAGACCAUGCAUUGUAUACUAGGUCAGGAAAAUUGGCGUUGGGAAAAGAGUGCAUUCUAUGUCACAAUCAGGAUGACUGCUGCUUAUUACAGGUUGGGUUGGAUAUCGAGAACAAAUGAUCAUGCUCGCAUUG